ACAAGGGUCAAGGAUAGCUCUGUGGUCGCUAGCUAGUGACAGGCAAGUAUCGUGCACCGGAUGCGCCUCGAUAAGCGCUGGAUUGACUUAUAGAUUGCUACAUCCACCAUCGACACAUAUCACGCUCGACUUUCUUCUUGGACGAAUACUGGACAUUUUUUCCAAGACUGAAGGAGAGCUAAAUUUAGACCUGUUUGCUGUCAAAGUGACACCCCUCGAUCAUCGUGACAAUGUUCUUCAAUAAUACGAGUAUGAAGCAGUUUUUGGCUCUCCACAUGUUUGAGGUAGGCUACCUCUGUGUGUUGGCCAUCCUUCCUUUCCUGAUUGCCAAGCCUAUAGUCGGACUGACCAUCCUAGCUAUAUUGGUGUUUCUGGGUCUGAGUGCUUUAUGGCGGAUGCUUACAUUCCGAUGGUUACCCAACCCCGAGACAAGAUCUGUUCUCAUCACUGGCUGUGACACAGGUUUUGGCCAUGCGCUGGCCAAGCGUAUGUCUUCCCGGGGAAUGACUGUGUAUGCUGGUUGUCUAAAUCCUGAAGGAAAUGGAGCCAAACUUCUGGAAACGGGAACUUCAAGAGAAAAUAUCCACAUCAUCCCAUUGGAUGUUACAUCAGAAGAAUCAGUGAGAAAUGCUGUUGAAGUUGUGAAAAAGAAGACAAAAGAUGAGGGUUUGUGGGCUCUAGUCAACAACGCUGGAGUCGGUUGUCUCGUGGAUGUUGAAUUCUGUUCCAUGGAGAUGUACAGAAGGGUGACUGAGGUCAAUUUACUUGGGACAGUAUGUGUUACCAAGGCUUAUCUUCCCCUGAUCAGGAAAGGUCAAGGGCGGGUCAUCAACGUUACCAGUGCCCCAGUAUGUUACCCUUACCACUCUGCCCAUGCCAUGACCAAGGCUGGGUGUGAUGCUUUCUCUAACAGCCUGCGUAGGGAAAUGCACAAGUUUGGUGUCCAGGUGAUUACUGUGGAACCAGGCAAUUUCUAUGGAGCCACAGGAUUUCUGAACAAAUCCACAAUGGCCAGUGUAGAGAAGGAACACCAACAGGUUUGGGAGAAAGCUGAACCAGAACUGAAGGCUGCAUAUGGACAGAAGUAUUUAACUGGUGUCCAGCAAUCUUUAUCUAGCUUUGCUGUGACCAGCUGUAACUCUCUUGGACCAGUUGUGGACAAGAUAGAGGAGGCAAUACUGUCGGCUAGGCCAGGAACACACUAUCUAGUGGAUGGAAGCAGUUUGCUCUUUGAUGUACACAAUGUACUGCUGAGACUGGGCUGGUUGGUUCCUCAACAGUGUGUGGACUACAUCAUGGAGCGGGAAUUCUCUAGUAGCCUGUCUCCUCUUACCAAAAAAAUCAAAUGAUCAUGAAGAACCUUCCAUUGUAUUCUAUUGUGUGUUUGGUAAUUUAUUCUGUUGAUGUCUCAUAAUAAAUAUAAACUUGAUA
Messenger RNA from Pecten maximus, 1431 nucleotides. RefSeq names its product D-beta-hydroxybutyrate dehydrogenase, mitochondrial-like. The transcript has 7 exons. Lineage: Eukaryota; Metazoa; Mollusca; Bivalvia; Pectinida; Pectinidae. Bases 231 to 1349 code for a protein of 372 amino acids. The record is from RefSeq and is a predicted model, not a curated record.